AUGUCGAGCAGAAGGAAAUCAACCACCCCCUGCAUGGUACUUCCCUCAGAUGUACUGGAACAGGAUCCAGACAUGGAGAUCCUUACAGGGCAGGAGGGAGUUCAAUUUGCUGCUGAAGGCCCUACAGAGGGUGUGAUAGUCCCAUUGGAAACUGAAGGAGAGCAUGAGGACAUGUCAAGCCACCCCACAGCCAAACGCCCUGCUGUAGAGCAGUCAGUUUCUGAUCUGACUGUCGUAGCAAGUAUCCAGGCAGAGACGGAAGACAUUGAAGACCCCUCUGUCACUGGUAUCUCUCUUAGCAAAACACCUAUCAUGAAAAGAAAGCCAGAACCUAAAAAAAUAGCUGUCUCUCUCAAAGGGACAGACGAGACUGAUGCAUUUAUAGAAAGUGAAGGGGAUCUAGAACCCUUGGAAGCAUCUGUUUUGGGUUCCUCUAUGACAGAAAUGACAAACCCAAUUCUUGCUGAGUCAGCAAAGCCUGGUGUGUUUGUCAGCAUUUCCAAUAUAUCAUCUGCUGAGCAGAAGAAGCCAGUUGUGAACCCUGCCACUGUGCUUCCUGCUGGCCUGGCUCAGGUUUUAUCAGCCUUACAGGCCCACCAGACUGCUCAUGCUCAGCUCUUGAUCCCAGUGAGCAGCAUUCCUACUUACAAUGCAGCCAUGGACUCUAAUGCACUCCUGGUUAAUACCUACAAGAAGUUCCCCUACCCAUCUGUGUCUGAGAUCAUAGGCUUGGCAGCUCAGACCAAGUUCAGUGAGGAGCAGAUCAAGAUCUGGUUCUCUGCUCAGCGUUUAAAGCAUGGUGUGAGCUGGACACCUGAGGAGGUUGAAGAAGCUAGAAGAAAACAGUUUAAUGGCACGGUCCACACGGUGCCCCAGACUAUUACAGUCAUUCCAGCCCACCAUCUCUCUGCCACCAAUGGUCUCCAGUCAAUCCUUCAGACUUGCCAAAUUGUAGGACAACCAGGUCUAGUUUUGACACAAGUGGGUGCAGCAAACAGCUUGCCAGGCACCACUCCUAUCACCCUGACUGUUGCAGGAUUGCCACAUCAGAACCAGGCAUCCAAAAGUGCAACCAGUCAAUCAAGCUCGGCUCUUAGUGAAACAAAGAGAGCCACAACGGUCCAGCCUCCUUCACUGACUCCCCAGGAGAGCUCUGUCCUCAGUGCCGAUCAUUUUGGUUUGCGCCCAAAAAAAUCAAAGGAGCAGCUAGCUGAGCUGAAAGCCAGCUACAUGAAAAACCACUUUGCCAGUGAUGCAGAAAUCGCCAGGCUUAUGAAGCUGACCAACCUCACCAAGGGUGAGAUCAAGAAGUGGUUUAGUGAUACACGGUACAACCAGCGCAACUCCAAAAACAGCCAUUUUAGCAUCUUGCAUGAAAGCAGCAGAGGCAACAGCAGCAGUGCCACCAUUGUUAUUGAUUCCAGUGAUGAGACCCCACAGUCCCCAUCACCAGUUAAAGAGAAGGAGACGCGCAAGACCUGGAACACAUUUCCAGACUUCACUUUGCAGAAGUUUAAGGAGAAGACGCCAGAGCAGCUGGUGAUAUUAGAGGAGAGUUUUCAGACCUGUGACACCCCUUCAGACGAAGAGCUGAGUCGCUUAAGGGCUGAAACAAAGCUUACUAGGAGAGAGAUUGAUGCUUGGUUUACAGAAAAGAGGAAAACCCCUGCUGGAGAGUUAUCUGAGCAGAGAACUGAAGAAGCAGAUGUUAAAAAACUAAGCCAGAGUCCAUCUGGAGGCAGAAAGUUGCCCAGGGAGAAGUUGAAAAAGACCCCAGAACAGCUGCACCUCCUCAAGAGUGCCUUUAUACACAGCCAGUGGCCAACCGCUGAGGAAUACGACCAGCUUGCUGAGGAAACUGGACUACCCCGGUCCUACAUUGUCAAUUGGUUUGGAGACACAAGAUAUUCCUGGAAGAAUGGAAACCUUAAAUGGUUCUUCUGUUACCAGAGUGGAAACAUUGAGGGUGUGAAUGGCAACAAGGGCAGGAAGCGGCGAAUUCGGAACCGAGGCUGGGGAAGGUCUCGCAACAGGAGGUCCAGAAAAUCCACUGGUUCAGAGAAGUCGCCACAGAUAAAGUUUAAGACCGGGAAGGAGUUUCUUAAGGAGUACUAUCUGAAGCACAAUUUUUUGAAUGAGCAGGAUCUGGAUGAGCUUGUUGCCAAGUCUAACAUGAGCUACGAGCAAGUCAGGGAGUGGUUUGCAGAGGUUGCCAGAAAAGUUGAUAUGGGUGCAGAUCCUUUUGAAGACAACAAGGGCAACGAGCAUGAAAAGGAAUCGGAGGGGGAGAAUGAGAUGACGGUUGAGGAGCAAGGACCCUCUACUGCUGGUGAUGAUUGUGAGGAUGAGGAUACUGAUGACAGUGACACUUGGGAGCCCCCACAUAGUGUUAGAAAAACCUUAUCAGGAUCUGAGGAUCAUUAAUUUCUUUUAUAGUUCCUUCUAACUUUUUAAUGUGGAAAAGUUAACUGAGGAGCAAU
Trichomycterus rosablanca is the source of this 2480-nucleotide messenger RNA. Its product is annotated as zinc fingers and homeoboxes protein 1-like. Gene Ontology annotation, cellular component: nucleus. Gene Ontology annotation, biological process: regulation of transcription by RNA polymerase II. Bases 1 to 2424 code for a protein of 807 amino acids. Gene Ontology annotation, molecular function: DNA binding; DNA-binding transcription factor activity, RNA polymerase II-specific. Lineage: Eukaryota; Metazoa; Chordata; Actinopteri; Siluriformes; Trichomycteridae. The record is from RefSeq and is a predicted model, not a curated record. The transcript has 2 exons.